Molecule: messenger RNA, 1030 nt
Organism: Caenorhabditis elegans
Lineage: Eukaryota; Metazoa; Nematoda; Chromadorea; Rhabditida; Rhabditidae
Gene: ttx-7
Product: Inositol monophosphatase ttx-7
Exons: 6
Coding region: 7-864 (285 amino acids)
Biological process (GO): phosphatidylinositol dephosphorylation; inositol biosynthetic process; phosphatidylinositol phosphate biosynthetic process
Cellular component (GO): cytoplasm
Molecular function (GO): inositol monophosphate phosphatase activity
Source: RefSeq, marked reviewed
UUUUAGAUGGUGUUCCAACCAAUCCACGAGGAAGAGCAAGUUUUCGUCGACUACGCCAUUGAGUUGGUUAAAAAAGCUGGAACGCUCGUCCGUACCGCGUUUGACUCCCCGGAAAGCAAGGUUGACACAAAAUCAUCGAAUACUGAUUUGGUGACUGAAACUGACCAAGCUGUUGAAAAGCUUCUCAUCGAAGGGCUCUCCGAGAGAUUCAAAGGACAUAGAUUCAUUGGCGAGGAAUCUGUAGCCGGAGGUGCGAAAAUUGAAUGGACUGAUGCACCAACAUGGAUUAUUGAUCCGAUUGAUGGAACUACUAACUUUGUUCAUAGAAUCCCUAUGAUCGCAAUCUGCGUUGGACUUGCAAUCAAAAAACAAAUUCGUGCUGGAAUCGUAUACAAUCCAAUCACUAAUGAACUUUAUCUCGCUCAACUCGGAAAGGGAGCUUUCAAAAAUGGAUUUCCAAUCCGAGCAUCAAAGAAUCAAUUGCUUUCAAAGGGAGUUCUCUGUCAAUCUCUCGGUCUGCAUAAUCGUGUUCAGUUCGGCGAUCGCUGGCUCGACAUUGCCCAGUCAAACAUGCGAAAUCAAGUGAUGGCUGGUGUGCGAGGACACCGUUCGUUUGGCUCCGCCGCGAUCAACAUGGUGAUGGUUGCACAAGGAAGUUGCGAUGGAUAUGUUGAAUACGGGAUUCACGCUUGGGAUGUUGCUGCUCCUUCUAUCAUUGUCACAGAAGCCGGAGGUGUUGUCACUGAUCCAACUGGAUCCCCAUUUGACGUCAUGUCAAGAAAAGUUCUCUGCGCUGGAACAGCUGAACUCGGACGCGAUUUAUCUGCAUGCCUCACUCAUGUCGAUUUCGAGCCGGAAGCCUAAAUAUAUAUUUAACUAUUUAUUUUCAAAACUCACAUAUUGUGACAUAACAUUCCUACCAUAACAUGCAUUAUCUGUAUUUCCAAUUUAAUAUUAGUUUUUUGAUUUUAUUUUCUAGUCGUAUGUAUUCUCGUUUUAUGAGAAUAAAUUAUUUAAAGAUGUUUAUAUC